AUGUAUAAAAAUAUAUUUUCUCCUCAUGAUAACAUAAAAGAAGAUAGAUAUAAAGUAUAUUAUUAUCAUACUAAUGAUUUAAUAAAUGAUGAAUAUAGAAUAAGUUAUAUAGAAUGUUAUAAAAUAAAAAAUGAAAAAAUAGUUACUAUACUUCAUUAUGUGCUCUGUAUCUUAUCUGUUGGAUUAUUACCUUUAAUAUUAUCUUGGUUUCCUAUUUUUUAUUUUCGAUUAUUACAUUCAAAGUGUUUAUUAAAUGAAUGCGAAAAAGUCCUAAUAAUAACAAAAGAUGGAAAUAAAUAUAUAAAGGAAAUUAAAAAAAUUAAAUUUAAUCAUAAUGUAUGCUAUGUUAUGAAUGAUGUUUUUUUUUUGGAGGAGCAGUCGAUGUAUUAUAUGUAUAAUGAUGAUGAGGAGGAAAAGAAAAAUAAUUUUUAUGGUAUGAACAUAAUUGAUGAAGGAAGGAUUCAAAAGAAGGAUUAUAUAAAUUGUGGUGACAAAAUAAAUUGUGGUGAUAAUAUAAAUUGGGGUGAUAAUAUAAAUUGGGAUGGUGAUAUACGCCUCCAUAAUAAUAAAUACAUUAAUAUACAUCAUCCUUUGAAUGAGAGUAUGGAAUAUAAUAAAUCAGUGAUCCAAAAUAAUAAUGAUAUAACAUACUUAUUUGAAUUUUUAGAUAUACGUUAUGUAUAUAUUAAAAAAAAAAAAUAUUUUGUAGAAUUAUAUUUCAAUAUAAAUCAUCCAUAUAGUUCUAUCCAUCUUAUGUGUAAAGGUUUAAGAAAUGAAAACUUAAUAAAGGAUAGAAAGAUAUUAUAUGGUGAAUGUAAUUUAAAUAUAAAGUUUGAUUCAUUUAUUAUAUUAUUAUUUAAAGAAAUUAUGAAUCCUUUUUUUAUGUUUCAAUUAUUUUCUAUGUUAAUAUGGAGUUUAAAUAACUAUAUAGAAUAUUCAAUAAGUAUCUUAUUUAUAACAAGUUUAUCUAUUAUAUUAGAAUUAUACACUACUAUAAAAAAUCAAAAGAAAAUAAAAAAUAUGUUACAUUAUAUAUGUCAAGUAAAAGUAUAUAGAUAUAAUACUUCUUAUAUUAUUAAUUCAUCAGAAUUAGUUCCAGGGGAUAUAUAUGAAAUCAUAAAUAAUAUGACAAUACCUUGUGAUACUAUAUUAUUAUCUGGAUCUGUAACCAUGUCAGAACAUAUGCUAACAGGAGAAUCUGUGCCUAUAUAUAAGGAAUCUUUGCCCUUUCACACAAAUGUUAUAAAUAAAACAAACAAACAAAAUCAAAAUGUAUAUCAAAAUGUAUAUCAAAAUGUAUAUCAAAAUGUAUAUCAAAAUGUAUAUCAAAAUGUAUAUCAAAACAUUUAUCCACAUAUAUAUCAAAAUAUAAAUGAAAAGGAUCAACACCUUCAUAUUUAUAAUAACGAUGCCACCACUAAUGUAGUCAAUCAUAAUCAUGUUAUUAUCAAAAAGACGCUGGAAAAAAAUGAUAAGGAAUAUAAAAGUAAUACCCAUCAUUUAAAUACUAGGAACAAAUUAUUCCAUUUAAAUAACACCUAUGAUGAUGAACAUAUUAAAAAUAACAAAAUAAAUUUUGAAAAAAAAAAAAAAAAAAUUAACAAUUUAAACUGUCUUAAAGGAACAGAUAUGAAUACAAAAAAUUUAUUAUAUGACCAUAAAAUGUGCUUCAAUAUUUGUAAUGAUAAUCAUCAUGUAAAUAAUAUUAACAAUAAAUUUAAUCACAGUAAUAUAAAUUAUGAUUAUAAUAAACAUACUAAUCAUCUAAAUUGUGAUGAAGAGAAUAGUUAUAUAUAUGAGUGCCAAUUAAAAAACGCAGAACAUAUUUCACAAAAAAAUAAAAAUAUAAUAUAUUCUAAAGAAGAAAUAAAUAAAUGUAUCUUGUAUGCAGGUACUUAUGUUUUAUCAUUAAAUAAUAUAGAUAGAAUAAAAUAUAAUAAAGAAGAAAAAAGAAUCCUAGGGUUAGUCAUAAAAACAGGAUUUAUUACAACAAAGGGAAAAAUAGUUAAUAAUAUAUUAUAUUAUAAAAAGAAAGAAUUGAAUUUAAUUUAUGAUUCAUAUAAAUUUAUAAUUAUAUUAAUUAUAUAUGCAUUAUUUAGUGUACUCAUUCUUUUAUAUAUAACCAUAAGUAAUAAUGAAUAUACAAAUAAUAUUAUAAUUAAAUGUCUAGAUAUUAUAACAGAUGCAAUACCUCCAGCCUUACCAACAACCUUGACAGUAGGAAUUACUAUAGCUGUAAGUAGAUUAAAAAAAAAGUAUUCUAUAUCAUGUUUAUGUCCAAAUAAAAUAAAUUUAGCAGGGCAAAUAAAUACUAUGGUAUUUGAUAAAACAGGUACUCUGACAGAAAAUAAUUUAGAAUUUAUAGGAAUAAUAAUACAAAAUGAAAAGGAUAAAAAUAUUUUAACUGAUUUUAUUCCUAUAAAGGAAAUGAAUACAGAAUCUUAUAUUGAUUCUAUAGAUGAUAAUAUUAUACAUAAUAAAGAUUCUAUUACAUCAGAACAUUAUAUUAAUGAUAAUAUGAAGAAUUCACUUAUAUCUUCAAAUAAAAAAAGUAUAACAACAAAUGAGGGUUCUAAUUUUUUAGUACAAACUAUAAAAAGAUACUUAUUAAAGGAUCAUUCUGUGAAGCAAGAAGAAAAUGAAUAUUAUAAAAAUAAUACAUAUGGAAAUAAUGUAGAUAUAAAUGAUAGUACAUGUUCUUCCAAUCUAUUAAAUUCUGACACAGAGAAUGGGUAUUGUGAAUAUUAUAAUAUUGAUCAUUUACAUAAUAUGAAUAAAAAGACCAUGGAUAUGAAUUCAAAAAAUGAAUUAAUAGAUAAAAAUAUAGAAACAAAAGUUGAUCUAGAAAACAAUAUAUAUCCUAUUAACUAUGAUUAUAAUAAUAAUAAUAAUUGUGGUGAUAUAUAUCAUAGAUUAGAAUGCAAUAAUAUAAAUAAAGAUAAUUCAUUUAUUCUAGAUCCUGAAAAAAAUAAAAAUUAUAAUAAUAUAAGUGAACACUUAAAAAUUAAUUAUCCUAUCCUAUUUGAAGCAUUAGCUUGUUGCCAUACACUAUGUAAAGUAAACAAUGAAAUAAUUGGAGAUGUUCUAGAAUUAUCAAUGUUUAAUUCCACAAAUUGUGAUAUGAUAAUAAAUAAUAAUUCUUUUAUUAUCAAACAAAAAGAAAACAAAAAUUCUUCUUGUGAUUUUGAAAAAAUAUAUGGUGAUAAACAAAAAAAUAGGAAUAAUGGGAGAUGUCAUUUGAAUAAUAAUUUAGUAUGUUAUAAUAUUUUAAAAAAAUUUGAGUUUCAAAGUACAUUACAAAGAAUGAGUGUAAUUGUAAAAAGUAUAUAUGGUAAUGAACAAAUCACAAAAGAAGAUCAUAAUGAUAAUAAUGAUAAUUUUGAUAAUAAUAGUGAUAAUAAUAGUGAUAAUUAUUAUAAUAUUUUUUGUAAGGGUAGCCCAGAGAAAAUUAAAGAGUUGUGCUUAAAAAGUAAUAUACCAAAUAAUUAUGAUGAAAUAUUAAAUAAAUAUACAAAACAAGGUAUGAGAAUAUUAAGCAUAUGUUAUAAAAGAGUAAACGCAAAAAAUAUAAACUUAUUAAACGUUAAAAGAAGUUUUGUAGAAUCUAAUUUAUAUUUUUUGGGUUUUUUAAUAUUUACAAAUAAUAUGAAAAAGAAUGCACCUGAUAUUAUACAUAAUUUACAAUCAUCUGGAUGUCAAUGUAUUAUGUCAACAGGUGAUAAUGUCUUAACAUCAAUACAUGUAGCCAAAAAAUGUGGAAUCAUUAAUACAAAUGUAGAAUCGAUAAUUAUUGGAGAUGUAAUAUCUGUUACUAAUAAAAAUAACAAAAAAAUAAAAAAAAAGUUAAUUUGGUAUACUGAUCAAAAUGAUGUAUUUUUAAAAAGUCAUGAUAAAAAGAUAUCUAUAGAUACAAAAUUUACAUCUAUUCAAUCACAUCUAAAUAAUGAUAAUAUGAUUAAUUCUUAUAAUCAUCAUUUUGAUGAUUGUAUUACACCAUAUCACAACUCAACACAUAAUAAUAUUAAUAGUAAUAGUAAUAAUAAUAAUAUGUUAUAUAAUAACAACAUUUUUUAUGAUAAAGAAAAUGAUAAAGAUAAAAAUUAUAAAAAUAUAUCUACAUUUUCUGAACAUACUCCCAACAAUGAUAUACCAUUCGAUAAAUUAUGUGAUAUAUUAUUUAAUAAAGAUCCAAGAAAUGUAAGUAUUGUCUUAACAGGAAAAGCAUUUAUAUUUUUAAAAAAAAAAUUUGAAUCAUUUCAUUUACCAUAUUAUGAAGAAUGUAAAAAUAUUGUACAUUAUAUUUUGAAAAAGAAACAUAAAAAAAUUAAAAAUAUAAUAAAUAAUCAUAAUAGUAAUCUAUAUUACCAUAAUAAUAUCAUUAAUACAAUUAUUGAACGAAUCAAUAAUAAAAAUAUGUGCUUCAAUAAACUAUUAUAUAAUGUACAACAAAAAUUAUUUUAUAAUCUAUUUAAUAAUAUAUAUAAAAAGAAAAAAAAUAGCAACAAUUUUUAUGAUCUCAAUGAACAACAUUUAUUAGAAGAUUAUAAUAAUAAUAAUAAAAAAAAAAAAAAAAAAAAAAAAAAUAUAUAUCCAUAUACUAUGAAAAUUAUAACAAAGAAUAAACGUAAUCAUAAUAUUAUUUUUAACACACAUACAAGUAAUAUACAUUUCAAUAAAUUCAAAUAUAUACAUCAUAAAAAUUAUUAUUAUCCUCAUAAUUGUAUGAAUCUACAAAAAAAAAAAAAAUCCCUUUUUUAUUAUCUAAAAAAAUAUAUUAACUCUGAAAAAAACAAAGAUUUACAGAAUGGUUUAUUAGAACAUGAUAAUUAUAAACAGCAAGAGGUACCACUAAAUAAGGAUAUAAAUUAUUCUUAUCAAAUGGAAUCUAUAAAAACAAAAAAUUUUAUUCAUUCGGUAAGUGACCAAUUUUGUAUCUUUUCAAGUCUAAUUCUGUCUUUUUAUAUUAUAAAAAAUGAUAAAAAAAAAAAAAAUAAUAAAAAAAUAAAUAAAAUAAAUAAUAUAUAUAAUAUAUAUAAUACAUAUAAUACAUAUAACAAAAAGAACCUUUUAACACACAAAAGAAGUUUUUUCCAUAGUCGAUCCACAAAAUUUGUCAAAUUAUUUUCCAAUAUAAUAAGACGACAAAAAAUCAAAGACAAAUAUAAUAAGAAAAUAAGAAAAUAUAAAAUGAAUCAUAUAAAUAAUAUUAUAGAGAAAGGACAUGUUAUAUUAAAUAUGUAUCCACAUGGUUUCAAAAAAGAUUAUUCGUCAUUAAAAAAUAAAUACAAUAUAAUUAAUAAUGAAGAAUAUAAUUUAAAAAAUGAUAAUGUUUAUGAUAAUCAUGUUUAUAAUAUGACCGAUAUGUAUAGAAAUAUAAAAUAUGGAUGGGGUGAAGAAAAAAUGAAAAACAUUUCUAUUCACAAUAAUGAUAUAUUUGAAAAUAAAAUAGAUUCAUUCUUACAACAUUUAUUGAUACAUAAAUGCAAAAGGAAUAUAUGUCAUAAAUAUAAUGAUAUUAAAAAUAUAAAAUUAUCUAUAUAUGAAUAUAUUUUAAGAACAUGUACUGUAUAUGCUAGAAUGAAACCUAAGGAUAAAAGUGAUUUAAUUUUAUCUUUAAAGAAAUUACCAAAUAAUCCAUAUGUUGGAAUGUGUGGUGAUGGAUCAAAUGAUUGUUUGGCAUUAACCUCUGCAGAUAUAGGAAUAUCUUUAUGUAAUAAUAAUGAAUCUUCUUUAUGUUCCUCUUUUACAUCUAAUAAAUUAUAUCUUCAUAGUGUAAUUAAUAUAUUGAUUGAAGGGAGAGCAUCUUUAGUUAAUUCAUUUCAAUUAUUUAAAUAUAUCUCUUUAUAUUCUAUUAUGCAAUGUUCUCAAGUUCUUAUCUUAUAUUCUAAAUCUAAUAAAUUAACAGAUAAUCAAUAUAUUUUUAUUGAUAUAGUUACAGUAUUGCCUUUAUCUAUUUUUAUGUGUUGGACACCAGCUAGCGAAAAAUUGUCAAAAAAUAUUCCUAUGGGCAAAUUAUUUUCAUUUCCAGUAUUGAUUAGUAUAUAUGGACAAAUAAUUAUUCAGUUGUUUUUUGUUAUGAUUUCUUUAGUUCUCUUAAUGAAUAUGUCAUUUUAUAAAUAUGAAAAAAAUACAAAUAUAAAAGAAAAAUUGGAUGAUUCUUAUAUAUAUAAGGCUCAAAAUACACUUUUAUAUAUUCUUGGAUCUUUUCAAAAUUUGUUUAUCUGUAUAUCUUUAAAUAUAAAAAAUGAGUGGAGAAAGAGUGUGUUUACAAACAUUGCCUUUAUAAUUUGGAUGUCCUUUUUACUUUUUGUGAGUACUUGUAUUACCUUUUUUUCCUCAGAAAUGUUUUUAGUAGGUUGGAUUACUGACUUACUCAAACAACAUCUAAGUUUAAUUACAUUUCCUUUUUAUUUUCGUAUAUAUUUAUUUUUCAUUUUGAUUUCCAAUUUUUUAUGUUCCUAUUCAUAUGAAAAGUAUAUUAUAAAAUAUUUUGAGAAAAGGGAAAUCCAAAAGAAAUAUAAUUACAAUCAUAUGAAUAUUUUUUGUUCACCUCAAGAAUUAGAUACUACAAAUGUUAUCGUAACGUGUGAUUAG
Plasmodium adleri (nom. inval.) is the source of this 6594-nucleotide messenger RNA. Its product is annotated as cation-transporting ATPase 1. NCBI's taxonomy places the organism in Eukaryota, Apicomplexa, Aconoidasida, Haemosporida, Plasmodiidae. Gene Ontology annotation, cellular component: membrane. The coding region runs from base 1 to 6594 and encodes 2197 amino acids. The record is from RefSeq and is a predicted model, not a curated record. Gene Ontology annotation, molecular function: ATP binding; P-type transmembrane transporter activity; ATP hydrolysis activity. The transcript has 3 exons.